Messenger RNA from Microthlaspi erraticum, 435 nucleotides. Lineage: Eukaryota; Viridiplantae; Streptophyta; Magnoliopsida; Brassicales; Brassicaceae. The record is from the annotation of a GenBank genome assembly.
AUGCUUCCUUCGCGAGCGCAAGCUCCGCACCGCAUCAUCCUUUAUGAUAGCCGAACCCUCAAACCAACCACCUCGCGAAGAUCCGAGCCAGUAUUGUACGACGAGACCGACGGACUCGAUACAACUGGAUACAUCGCCACGACGCUGGGAGAAGCACCGCCAUUUCCGCAAGCAAACGCCGAACCCCCAUGGAAAGCCGACUUAAGGUCCAGCCUUAACACCAAGAAACUCUCCAAUCUGUUCAAGAUAAAGCAGCUCGAGGACGAACCACUGCGGAGCUUCCUCGACAGAUUCAAAAACGCCUCCUCGACCUUGACGAGACCCCGGGCGAGCCCCCAAUCGCAGAAACAACGCUCAUCCAAGCCAUCCAAUGUGGGCUUUGGUAUCGAUCUAAGUUUCGUGAAGACUUCUACAUUCGAUCCUUCCGAACACUGA